Gymnodraco acuticeps is the source of this 2861-nucleotide messenger RNA. RefSeq names its product prolyl 3-hydroxylase 1 (gene p3h1). The coding region runs from base 1 to 2553 and encodes 850 amino acids. Gene Ontology annotation, cellular component: endoplasmic reticulum. Gene Ontology annotation, biological process: collagen metabolic process. The transcript is spliced from 15 exons. The record is from RefSeq and is a predicted model, not a curated record. NCBI's taxonomy places the organism in Eukaryota, Metazoa, Chordata, Actinopteri, Perciformes, Bathydraconidae. Gene Ontology annotation, molecular function: protein binding; L-ascorbic acid binding; procollagen-proline 3-dioxygenase activity.
AUGGAUCCCCGUUACGCAUCGCUUUUCCUCUGCGUCUUUAUCCCCCUGUGCGCCUCGCACUCCGGCUCGAUCAGCCACCUGGUUCUGGAGCCUUAUGACUUCCUCUUCGACACUGCGGUGGAUGCCUACAAUAAGGGGGACUGGCUGACGGUCAUCCUGAACAUGGAGAAGGCGCUGCGCAACAAAGCGACGCUCCGCAGUGUGAAGGCGCAGUGCCGGAUCAACUGCGCAAACCAGACCGUGUUUGGUGACUCCCUGUCCGGAUCCGGAGGUGCAAUCCCCGGGGCCGGAUCUGUGGACGAUCUGGGCUUCUUCCAGAAAAUCCUGAAACGGGCUGACUGUGUGUAUUCUUGCGAGAUUGAGAAACUGGGGUCUCGUACUAUGCAUCUGGUGACUGCAGACGUGGAGCUGGAGUUCACCAAAAGAACCCCCUAUAACUACCUGCAGGUCGCCUACUUUAAGAUCAAUAAGCUGGAUAAAGCGGUGGCAGCUGCUCACACGUUCUUCGUGGCCAACCCGGAUCACGUGGAGAUGAAACAGAACCUGGAGUAUUACAAGAUGAUGGCCGGAGUCACGCAGGAGGACUUCAAAGACCUGGAGGCCAGACCACAUAUGGCCCAGUUCCUGCUGGGGAAGAGUUACUACAGCGACGACUCUUUCGGCCUGGCGGCGGAUCACUUCGAGGUGGCCGUGGACGAGUACUUCACUGCCGAUAAGGAGUGCAGAGUGCUGUGCGAGGGAACGUACAACUACGACGGAUACAACUACAUGGAGUACAGCGCCGACCUGUUCCAGACCAUGACAGACCACUACAUGCAGGUGCUGAACUGUAAGCAGAACUGUGCUGUAGAGCUGGCCUUGACGGCUGGAAAACUCAAACCCUUUGAGGACUUCCUGGCGGCGCAUUUCAACUACCUGCAGUUCUCCUACUACAACAGUGAGAAGUACGAGAAAGCCAUAGAGUGUGCUAAGACCUUCCUGUUGUUCAACCCUGAGGACACGGUGAUGAAGCAGAACCUGGCUUAUUACUCUGCUGUGCUGGGAGACGACAAGGCGGAACCCUUAUCAGCCCGACAGGUGGUGAAGCUGUACAUGCAGCAGUCCAUACUGGAGAAAGAGCUGCUCUACUUUGGAUAUGAAGCCUUCGGAAUCGCAUUUGUAGAUCCGGACACAUGGACUCCUGCAGAAGUCAUGCCCAAGAAACUGAGAGACAAGCAGAAAGCAGAAAAGGAGACUGCCGCGAGGAUCACAGAGGAAAUAGGAAACCUGAUGAAGGAGAUUGAGACUAUGGUUGAGGAGAAGAAGAAGGAUACCUCAGAGAUGGCCAUCAUAAUACCGCCGCACGAAGUUGGCGCUCCGUUGUUCGAUAACGUCAAGGUUACCAUGACGUCCCAGCAGCUGAACGGCUCUGAGCGGGUGCUGCUGGACGGCGUGAUCAGUGAGGACGAGUGCAGGGAGCUGCACCACCUCUCCAACACGGCUGCUCUGAAAGGAGACGGCAACAGGGGGAACCCCUCCCCUCACUCCCCCAGUGAGAUGUUCCAGGGAGUCACUGUGCUGAAGGCUGUGAAGCUGGGUCAGGAGGGGGCGGUGCCUCUGAAGAGCGCUCGGCUGUUCUUCGACGUCAGCCAGAGGGUGAAGAUGACGUUGGAGUCGUACUUCGGUCUGGACGCUCCGCUCUACUUCUCCUACUCACACCUGGUGUGUCGCUCCGCCAUCGCUGAGAAGCAGGAGGAGCGAGAGGACCUCAGUCACGCUGUCCAUGUGGACAACUGUCUGCUGGUCUCUGAGCUCAACGAGUGUGUGAAGGAACCUCCUGCAUACACACAUAGGGACUUCAGUGCCAUCCUUUAUCUAAACGACGACUUUGAGGGAGGAGAUUUCAUUUUCACCGAGUUGGAUGCGAAAACAGUCACGGCGGAGGUGCGUCCGCAGUGCGGCCGGGUGGUGGGCUUCGGGGCGGGGAAGGAGAACCCCCACGGAGUCCGAGCCGUCACUAAGGGUCAGAGGUGUGCCGUGGCGCUGUGGUUCACUCUGGAUCCAGUUCACCAGGAGAAGGAGAGGAUCCAAGCGGAGGAAAUGCUGAGGAUGUUUUCUACACCUGUUAAUGCUGAGUUCAUGCAAAAGGAGGUGAGCGAGACCCCCGAGCCCCAGCAGGCAACCCCAGCCCCCGCUGCACAGUUUUCUGCUGACCAGGGUUUCGUGGAAACAAAAUCAGACGAUAAACCAGCGGAGAAGGGACCGGACGCAGCAGCUGACUCUGAAACGGACAAAACAGAGACGAAACCGGUCAAAACUAAAACAGACACCAAGGCCAAAGCCGCUCCUAAAGCAAAGGCCAAAGCCGCUCCUAAAGCAAAGGCCAAAGCUGGAGACAAAGCAAAGACCAAGACGGCAAGCAAACCUGCCGCCAAAAAAGAUGGAAAACAAGUUAAAACACAAGCCAAGCCGGCGGUCAAAAAGGACGCCAAGCCGGCUGCGAAAAAGACAGUGAAAGCUGCCGCCAAAACAGACUCAGAAAAAGAUUCUGAGAGCGAUAAGCAGGAGCUGUGAUCGCUCUGCAGCUCGGACUGUCUGUGUGCUGUCUAUAUAUUUGAUAGGGCUUUUCUGCGGGUGGUUGAAAUGAAAACAGGGUGAAAGUUUGAAAAUAUUGUUCCACUGUCACUACAAUCAGUAUUUGACAAUCACUGAAACCAUCCUUGUUUUUAAUAAAUCCUUACAGAUGGUACAUUUUUACAUCUUCACGUGCAACCCUGAAUUCUCUCCAUGUUAUUUUAUUUGUCAUGUCGUGAUGUGAGGUAAAUAUGAGCGGACAUGAAUCCACUGUGUGAACAUCGAAUUAAAAGUGAUGUUUUUUUAAA